AUGCACGCUCUGGUCGUCCUCGCCGCCCUCCUCUCCGUGGCCGCUGCCAUUCCCGCGUACGGCGUCGGCCCGGCCGUCGUCUCCAGCUACGGCUACGGCACCGUCAUCCCCGGCGCCUCCGUCUACAGCAAGUCCUACCUGGCCGCUCCGGCCGUCUACGCCGCCCCUGCCGUUUACGCCAAGUCCUACGCGGCCCCGGCGGUCCUUGCCGCUGGCCCUGCCAUCGGCUACGGCUACGGCCUGGGCGGCCUCGGCUACGGCGCCGGCCUCUACGGCGGUCUCGGCUACGGAAAGGCGUACGGCGGUCUGGGCUACGGUGGCCUCUACGGCGGCUAUGGCUAUGGCAAGGGCAUCUACUAA
Rhagoletis zephyria (snowberry fruit fly) is the source of this 360-nucleotide messenger RNA. Lineage: Eukaryota; Metazoa; Arthropoda; Insecta; Diptera; Tephritidae. The record is from RefSeq and is a predicted model, not a curated record.